UCGACGCUUUUAUACCUUUUAUCUGUUAGGCAGCAAACACAAGAGUGCGGUUCUUAGCUACACUUUAGAUUCGGGAAGCAAUGGAUUCGUUCUCAAAUCCAUCGAGUGGGUCGUCUCAUCAAUUAUCUGCGCAGGAUCUCAAAAACCAGUUGAAGAAUCAACUUGCCUUGGAGUAUGCUCAACAAUUGCUUGAGACAGUGGGAAGAAAGUGUUUUGAGAAGUGUGUCACAAAACCAGGUUCAAGCCUCAGUGGGAGUGAAAGCAGUUGCAUCUCUAGGUGCGUAGAUCGAUAUAUUGAAGCCACAGGCAUAAUUGGCAAAGCGUUAAUUAGUGGUCCACAAUGAAAUGGACAGCCUCCUCAGGAAAUCCUCUAGUUGCUCAACAUUUUCAGAACCAAUUUAUAGACGUUGGAGAUUAUGUGUUCUCCGGAUUCUUUUCUUGUCCUUUUAUUAAUAGACAAUUUAUGCAUUUUUAUUUUAUUAUACAACUAGUAUAUGCCCUGUGAGAUUCACGUUUUUAUUCUCAACGCUCUGUUUUAUUC
This is a messenger RNA of Cajanus cajan (pigeon pea), 541 nucleotides long. RefSeq names its product translocase of the inner mitochondrial membrane 13 (gene TIM13). Lineage: Eukaryota; Viridiplantae; Streptophyta; Magnoliopsida; Fabales; Fabaceae. Gene Ontology annotation, cellular component: mitochondrial inner membrane. Gene Ontology annotation, biological process: protein insertion into mitochondrial inner membrane. The record is from RefSeq and is a predicted model, not a curated record.